Molecule: messenger RNA, 871 nt
Organism: Paramecium octaurelia
Lineage: Eukaryota; Ciliophora; Oligohymenophorea; Peniculida; Parameciidae
Source: the annotation of a GenBank genome assembly
AUGGGUUUGAUAUCGUAUUACUGUUUGCUGGUGGUCGUUUUUAUAGCUUUGAUCAUCUAUGAUCUUCUAUUUUAUACGACAUAUUAAAAUGACGUUUGCCCACCAAUAGAGUAUACCGAUGCUUCGGCUGAUGAAACCACAACAGAUGAGAAUGCAGCUGGAAAUCGAAUAUUAAAUCUGAUGGAUUAGAAUAUUGAUGAAUUUAUCAACUCUUAGCUUGCAACCUAAGACGAAACAACAACUGAUGAAACAACUACAGAUGAAACAGCAACUGAUGAGGCAACAACUUCAUCGUCAGCAUUUGCAAAUCAAUUAGUAUAAUUUAUUUUAUUAUAGGUAACAUUACCUUUCAUAAUUAUCUUACUUUAUUGCGGAGUGAUUGGUUUAAUUAUGUUAGCAAUGUUGGGUAUUUACUGUUUUGGCAAGAUGCCUAGUGAGAAAUUUGGGAAUUUAAGUAUUAAUUUAAUAGUCAAUUAUUCAAUUAGAUAUGUGUUGGGCUUGCUUAGGCAUCUAUGUAAGAAAUUUUGCCGUUUUGACUAGAUUGUUAUCUUGGGUUGGGAUCUUGUUAAUGGCUAUUCAUGCUAUCAUAACUAUAACAAAUGAGGAGUGUUAGGAUGCAGUCCAUGAAUACAAAUAAAAUAGGAAGAUAUAUCGUGUGGUAUAAUUAUUGAUUCAAUAAUCAUGAAAGGAAGGAGCUAUGUAUGAUUCAUCAAUUCUCUUAAUAAUUGUCAACUUAUGUUUUUGGGGAGCAACCCAUUGUCUUUUGCCAUCUCUGAAACUAUUCAUAGAUGCAGAAUCCUUCUUAUAUGAACCAUUUGAUAGAACCAAAGGUUUAGCCUAUUGGUUCUGUUGUAUUAUGCUUGGGCCUUGA